Anguilla rostrata (American eel) is the source of this 1891-nucleotide messenger RNA. Its product is annotated as V-set and transmembrane domain-containing protein 2-like protein. The record is from RefSeq and is a predicted model, not a curated record. The transcript has 4 exons. NCBI's taxonomy places the organism in Eukaryota, Metazoa, Chordata, Actinopteri, Anguilliformes, Anguillidae. The coding region runs from base 243 to 941 and encodes 232 amino acids. Gene Ontology annotation, cellular component: membrane.
UUCCGCCGCAGUUGGCAAGCCCUCAGAUGCGAGGAGGCUGUCGCUGGGAAAGACAGAGAUCGGUAAUAACGGGCGUCUGCAGCACGCAUACCAGCUAAGGCACUUAUUACCGCUGACCCGCGACGGGGGUGAUUUUCUUUUAAAGCCGGGGACAUAGGUUUACACUGGGUGUACAAGAUUUAUUACGCCUAAUGUGAGAAAAGUGGAAAAGAAUUACGUUAUUGGAACCUCAAACAAAAGCGAUGGGAGCCUUUGGAGUACUAAUAGGGAUUUUACAUUACACGGGACUCUACAUCCAACUUAGUGCCUCUUCCAGACAAGGUGGACAUGCCGAGGUAGAGAACCACAUCUCUGGAAACGGUACGUUUGGCGCAGCCAGACGCAGGCUGUUUACUCUUGAAGCGCUCUUCACCGAAGUUCCCCAUGACAUCACCACGAAGAGCGGACGGGACGUGGAGAUGGCGUGCUCUUUCAGGGGUGCCGGCUCGCCCUCCUACUCCCUGGAGAUCCAGUGGUGGUACUUCAAGAGCCACAAAGACUGGACGGACAAGCAGGCCUGGACGACCAAUCAGGUUGUUCCCCAGGAGGAUUUGGCAAAGGAUGCAACCAAAAUAAGUGUGGUGAAGGUGGCGGGGAGCAACAUCUCUCACAAGCUGCGGCUGUCCAACGUGAAGCCGUCGGACGAGGGCACUUACGAAUGCCGCGUCAUCGACUUCAGCGACAGCAAGGCCCGCCACCACCGGGUCCACGCCUUCCUGCGGGUGGAGCCGGAGCAGAACUCCGCCCCCCACCACCCAGGUGCCGCCCCCCACCCCCAGGACAACCAGGCUGAUCACCCCAAGCACCCCUCCUCCGCUCACAACCACCACAAAGGGGGGAGGGAACUGAAGAAGCGGUCUGCAGACCCCCCCAAUGACUGCACUGACAGCUGUGUGCUGUAGAUCACUUCCUGCAUAAGCCCCUCCCCCCCCCCAUCCUUUCUUCCCCAGACCCUGCCCCUCCUCCCAACAGCCCUAGAAGGUAGCGAUGGAAGAGUGGGUCAUCGCAAGUGCCACAAAAUGGGAGGAGCCGUCACAUGCUAUCAGUGACUCCCAGGUGCAGGCCAAUCAGUGUUUUGAUAUGGAGAGCGGUGUUUUUUAUCGGCUCGUUAUUUGUCGGUGAUUGAUGGCACGUGGUAAGUCUCCCCAUUCUGAGGUUCUUGCGGUGACUCGCUCCUCCAGUGCUGCAAGAGAGCCAGGGCCCUGUGUAUAUUGUAUACAAAAAAGAAGAAGAAGAAAAAAAAAAAAACAGGUUUGCAUGUGAAAUAUGUUUAUUAGAAUGACAUUUAUUCUUGGGAGAGGCAGGCCAAAGUGAUAUUCUUUUAUCCAGUUCUGUUUUUUGAGGAAAUUUCAGUUGUCUCUGUAGUCCAUUUUAAUUUUCAAACUGCUCAGUUAGGAGGACAGAACAGCUGUAUUCCAAGAUUAGCUCAGUAUCAGUAUCUUUUGCUACUCAGAAUCGACCUUCUCAUCUUUUGAUUUAGUAAAUGUCUCUAUCACCAGUGUGAAGCCCGACGGAAGCAAAACGCUAAAAGAAAUUCUGCACAGUACGUUUAAAAAAAGGGUGUCCAUGUCUGUGGAGAAGUUGCUUUCAAGUGCCACCUUUUUUUAUCAGUCCUGGACCCAAAACAAUCGUAUGUGACAAAAAGCAACUGUAAAUUCAUGUUUUAUGCUUUGGAUAGAAACUUCUUUGAGCUUUGUGACAGGUAAAUUUGAAGGAUCAGUUUCCGUUCAUAUAUUUUUGCUUUGUUUUGUAAGAGAUCAAGGUAAAAAAAAAGUUGUACAUUUUUAAACUUCUAGGAUGUUGGUCUCGACAUAAAUGUAUGCUUUUAUCACAUUAAAUGAACCGUACAUGA